GCGAAUUUGUUUUACGACAAUUGGAAAGUCACCAGCGAAACGCGCAGCUCGUGAACGGAGUGUUUAUCUUUCUAGCGAAAAACGGAAGCUGCUUUAGUUAUUCGAUGCAAUGAUUAGCCACGGUCGAACCUCGAGUGCAUAGCAGCUUCCGUCGCGCAAACACGGUCGCUGCCUACCAUUCUCUGCAAGUAAACAAAGGAUUUCUCUGCUCGACUGCCACCAGAUCAUCGCCAUCAUCGCUGUGAAAAGUGCAUUCUAGUCUCUAGCUGCUGCCCACGUCCUCAUACGGGCAUUCCGGUUGAAGGACAACGACUCGACGAAAAUGCCACCGUACCGCUACCCCACCAACAACUUCACCUACGUUAGUUCUUGCGUGAAGUAUAUGAUAUUUCUGCUGAACUUCAUCUUCUGGCUUUUCGGUGGGCUACUGAUCGGUAUCGGUUUCUACGCGUUCGUAGACAAAUGGCAGGCCACCGGGUUGAUAAAACUCGAAACGUUCUACGACAUCGUACUAAACCUUUCGCUUGUGAUGAUAAUUGCUGGUGGCAUCGUGUUCGUGGUCAGUCUAGCCGGAUGUCUCGGGGCGCUGCGCGAAAAUACCUGCCUGCUGAAGUUCUACUCGCUCUGUUUGCUGAUAUUUUUCCUGUGCGAAAUGGCUAUCGCCAUCACGGCGUUCGUAUUUCCGCACAAAGUAAAUAGCGUCCUAGAGGAGUCGUUUACGGACAAAAUCAUCACGACGUACCGCGACGAUCCGGAUCUGCAGAAUCUCAUCGAUUUCGCUCAGCAAGAGUUCCACUGCUGCGGGCUCAGCAAUGAGGGCUACUUGGAUUGGGGCAAGAACGAGUACUUUAAUUGCUCCUCACCAAGUGUGGAAAAAUGCGGCGUGCCCUACAGCUGCUGCAUCAAUGCCACCGAUAUCAGCUCCGGACUGGUUAACAUCAUGUGCGGAUACCACAUCCAACAGCAGUCGGUCGCGGCAGCAAGCAAGAAAAUCUGGACUAAUGGGUGCAUCGAGAUCGUCCGCGUAUGGGCUGAGCGCAACCUGUACGUGAUUGCGGGCAUUGCGCUCGGGGCCGCCAUCAGCCAGCUGUUCAUCAUCUAUCUAGCCAAGACGCUCGAAGGACAGAUCGAUCUGCAGAAGAGUAGCUGGUCAUAGUGAAUUUACAUUGGGUGGGGAGGCGGCGUUGGCCGACCAGUAUGAUCCGUCGCACGGACACACGGAUCGCGAGACCCGCAACAAAAUAAUUAACCAACGCAGGAGGUAGGAAAACAACAGUGAGAGCAUUUGCGAAAGAACGGUCCGAGAGAGCGAGAGAGAUUAAAAUACGCGAAGGAAAAACAGAGCCACACGCCACAAUGGAACUGUCCGCCAACAAGCAACAGUGGGGCUUCAAACAUUAAGUUGAAGCGCAACAACUCAUAAACACACACAUGCACACACAAAAAACUAUUUACGCCAUCGUUGGCUUGCAAGAAGCAUUUGGGUGAGUAAUGAAAUAGGAGUAGUGGGCUUUUGGCAGUAUGUGAGUUUUGCAGUUCACUACUCUUCCACGUACCCGGCCCCCCAGAUUGCACCGGAGUACCACGCGGUGUCGUGAUGAUCGUGGUAUGUUUUUAUGUGCAAACCUCAUCAGUAUUUUCAUUGAGCAAAUGAGGUAGAAGCGUGAAAUCUUUUAAUGACCUUGUUGCUCGUUGGCCCCCAGAGAGAGAGUAAUUAGUAGCGAAUUCAAAUCAUUCCGAUACAAACCCAUAACACUGAGGAUGACCCCCACAUUUUCCUCAGCCACUAAGCAUAAAAACAGCAUGAUUGUCCUCAAGGUUUGCGUUUAGGUUUUCAAACUCCUUAUUAUAAGAAGCCACUGUCGCUGUCACCACAGUUCCGUACUUGCAACGUCUCCGAGCGUCUCAUUCCCACCAGAACACUGCUCCAGUGUUCACAUGCUUAUAGGCAAUACUAGGAGAAACAGAACCGCUACAUGGAGCAGCAAGAUUUCUUCUUCAAUUUCGGCCACGAUCAGAGACCAGCGUGGACAUGGGCAACAGCGAUUGCAUUCCUCAACAAUUUCCCUGCACAAUAACGACUGAACUGCACAAGCGCGCGCGUAGUGAGGAAGAAUGAGAUUAUCGAUGGAUUAAGAGACCAGCUUUGCCCCGAAGGGUUCGCAUACCUAGGGUGUAAUCUAGACUAGUGACUCCAAAUGCACCGUGUUGAUCGCAGCGUUACACAUUGCGGACAGGAGAUUAGAUGUGAGAUUUGGCCACCAAUGUAUAGGGAACACGGCGAUGAAAUGCGUCAACUUAUCACAACUAAAACCUGCGUGCGAAACUAAGUAAAUGACAAUUGUAUCUCAUUUGAAAAUCUCAAAUAUAAGAACUGUACGGAAACUACUGAGCAGCAGAAGAUCAAAACCAAUCAUGCAACUGAAACGGUGCAUUUCGUGAUGUUUCUUCCCGUUUUGUAGUCUGUAGGUAGGGGCCGGUUGCUAUUCGUGGUCGCUGGUGGAGUAAACUUCCAAUAGAACUGACUGCUGAACUUAACUACAAGAGUACGCCAAUUCUAUGUCAUAUAUAUGUGUAAAGCUCAAUAGAACUGUCUCGAAUUAAAGACAUUUGAACAUGAAUAAAGG
This is a messenger RNA of Anopheles cruzii, 2627 nucleotides long. Its product is annotated as tetraspanin-33-like. Lineage: Eukaryota; Metazoa; Arthropoda; Insecta; Diptera; Culicidae. Bases 323 to 1156 code for a protein of 277 amino acids. Gene Ontology annotation, cellular component: membrane. The record is from RefSeq and is a predicted model, not a curated record. The transcript has a single exon. Gene Ontology annotation, biological process: protein localization to plasma membrane; protein maturation.